Molecule: messenger RNA, 3053 nt
Organism: Lucilia cuprina (Australian sheep blowfly)
Lineage: Eukaryota; Metazoa; Arthropoda; Insecta; Diptera; Calliphoridae
Gene: SAK
Product: serine/threonine-protein kinase PLK4
Exons: 5
Coding region: 197-2767 (856 amino acids)
Biological process (GO): protein phosphorylation
Molecular function (GO): ATP binding; protein kinase activity; protein binding
Source: RefSeq, a predicted model, not a curated record
CUUUUUUGAAUUCUUAAUUUAAAUACGCUGGCACAGAGAAAAAAGGAGUACAGCCAAUAAAUCUAACAAACAAUUGUUUGUAGUUUUUGUUUUGUUGUGUUUUUAUUAAAUGUAAACAUAACAAAAUAUUACAAAAAAUUAAUAAAAACAAUAUAUUUAUAAUUUAUAUUAAAAUAUACAAAAAAUUAAAUGAAAAAUGGCUUUGCAAACGGCACAAUGGGGUGAAAGUAUUAAUGACUAUGAAGUAAUGAAUUUAUUAGGUAAGGGAGGUUUCGCCAGUGUUUACAAAGCGAAAUGUUUAAGAACCCAACAAAUGGUGGCCAUUAAAAUGAUAGAUAAGAAACUUAUACAAGGUCCUGCCUUGGCGAAUCGUGUGCGCCAGGAAGUGGAGAUACACUCACGUCUGAAGCAUCCAUCUGUACUGGAAUUGUAUACCUUCUUUCAAGAUGCCAAUUAUGUGUAUUUGGUAUUGGAAUUAGCGCAAAAUGGUGAACUGCAACGUUAUAUGAAGCAAGUAAUGCGACGUCCCAUGACUGAACCCGAGGCGGCCAGUAUUUUAAGCCAAGUUGUGGCUGGUCUUUUGUAUUUGCAUUCUCACCAAAUAAUGCAUCGUGAUAUAUCUCUUUCUAAUUUGCUGCUAAGUCAGGAUAUGCACAUAAAAAUAGCUGAUUUUGGUUUGGCCACCCAGCUCAAGCGGCCCGAUGAACGUCAUGUUACCAUGUGUGGCACUCCCAACUAUAUAUCGCCCGAGGUUGUUUCCAGAGCUUCACAUGGUCUGCCCGCCGAUGUUUGGGGCUUGGGUUGUAUGUUUUAUACUUUAUUAGUGGGUCAGCCUCCAUUUGACACUGAUGCCGUUCAAGCUACUCUUAAUCGUGUGGUCAUGUCGGAUUAUCAUAUUCCUUCGUAUGUGUCGUUUGAUGCUAGAGAUUUAAUUGACAAGUUGUUGAAGAAAAAUCCUGUUGAAAGAAUAAGUUUAGAGCAGGUUUUGCAGCAUCCUUUUAUGAAACGUUUUGGAUCGUCUACGGUGGAAAAUAUGGGUGUCAAUAGUACGAGCAGUUCUUUGGGUUAUAAUCAAAGUGCCUCAAGUUGUGAUAGUGGUAUCAUAACAUUUGCCAGCAGUAAUGCCUCCAGUACAUCACGUCCGCGUUCUACAGAUAAAUACUCUCGACGUCCUCCCAUGGCUCAAAUUUAUGAACAUCAAUCCUACGAACACCCAGCUCAAGAUAAUCUAUCCCAAAACAAACCAUUCCAGCCACACAUUACCACUUCUAACGCUGACAGUAUGGACUUAGACUGGAGAAAUCCUUCGUCACUUAGGCCCUAUGCUUCAAGUCCACAGUUUCAAAUGGAAAAUCAAGAAAAUGAUUUUCUACCUAAACCGCAAAUAAAUCAAACACCAGCAGUUCAAAAAACAAAUUCUUAUAAUUUGGAAUUACAACAACAGCAGCAAAAUAUGAUACCCGGCAUACCCACUAGUACAACAAACUCAACACGUUCCAACGAGGCUACUCCAAAGGUAAACAAUAAAGCUGAUAGCAACCCUGAACAUAUAUCAGUGCCUCCUUUAAAUACCAAACGUUUACUGCCCACCCGUUAUAAGACUAAAAAUGCCAUAAUGAGCAUUUUGAAACAUGGUGAAGUGGUGUUGGAAUUCAUAAAAUAUCGCGCUAAAUACAAUAGUGAUCGUAUUACUGACAUCUGUUGGAUUUCCAGUGAUGGUAUGCGUAUUAUAAUCUAUCAACCAGAUCCGGGAAGAGGCCUACCUAUAGCAGAACGCCCUCCAGAUUUACCCAACAACACCUCAGCUGAUUGCAUAUUUUCCUAUGACAAUUUACCUUCAAAACACUGGAAGAAAUAUGUUUAUGCUGCUCGAUUUGUGGGUUUGGUUAAAAGUAAAACACCUAAAAUCACCUAUUACAGCAGCCAGGCAAAAUGUGCCUUAAUGGAGACGUUAGAAGAUUUUGAGGCUUGUUUUUAUAGUGGCGCUAAAGUGACUAGGUCACCCAGUGAAGGCACUAAAGUUUACGAUAAACAUGGACGUCAACUUAAUCUUGAAAUGGAACUGUCACAAGCUCAACCUUUACUUGAGCAUCAACAGUCAUGUUUUGAUCACUGUCGCAAUGUUUGCCAGCUUUUAGAAUUGACUGAUCAAACGAGUUCUCAUUCAUGUUUUCCUCUGGUUUUAGGACGUCGUCCUACCACCGAUUUACAGCCACAAUCUAUAACGACCCAGAGACGUGAUCAAAGUAAUGUUUUAAUGUAUUCCUCUACGCCUAAGACUCAGCAAACGUCGUCCAUUAAUUUCUCUUUAAGUACUAUGUCGUCGUUGCAUUAUGAAAGUAAAACACAGCAGCAGCAACAACAGCAGCAGUUAAUGGCAUCGCAGCAAAAUGUUCCAAUUAAAAGAGUUACAGUGCAGGGCAUUGGAGUGGCCACAGAGCUUUCCCACGGAGUUGUACAAGUGCAAUUUCAUGAUGGUUCCCUCAUCUCCAUAAUACCGGCUGCCCAAGGAGGAGGCAUUACCUAUACCCAUACAACCGGUGUAUCCACACACUUUGGUCCCCAUGACGAUCUGCCACUACAAGUCAGAGAUAAAAUCACUCACCUGCCCACUAUUGAAAGGCUGCUCAAACAAACUAACAAUAGUGCUGCCCCAGUUGAAAAUAAUUAUCGUGUAAACCAUAAUUACGAUUAUGUAUGCAUGACACCAAAAACAACAGCACCAGCAAUAACAACAAAUCAUCAUCCCAUGAAGUUUUUUCGAUAAAAACUUUGGAAAAAUACAUCUUAAUGCCGGGCAUGACAAAGUUGAUAUAAGUUGGAAUCUUCAAUAGUUUUAUUACCGUUUUAAGGCAAUUUUACUAAUUGGAAAGAGUUUUAAAUAUUUAUAUAUAUUUUUUUUAAUUUAACAAGAAAACGAGGCUUAAAGCUUGUUGGGUUUUAAUUUAAAAAUACAAUUCUAUUUUGGAAAUUUUGUAUAGAAAUUUUAUUUGUUUUUUUUUUUUUUUUUUUUUUUAUAAUCAGACAGAAAUUAAACAGUUUAUAAUUAUUUU